UUAUUGUGAUAGACGUAGGGUUCCUUUUAGAUUCAUUCUAUUUUACGUGUCGUGUUAUAUGCACGACACUAACUUAGCAAACUCACAACACAGUGCAAAGUCCAGAAAUCAGUCUAAUUUUUAUUUUAUUGAAAAUUUAUUUUAGAACAAAAUGCAGCCAUUAAGCCAACUUGCCCGGGCCACCCGUCCACUGUACCGUCAGCUGUCAACCACGCGCCCGGCAGCUGCGGCUCCAAAACCUGUCCCGACUACUGGCUUCUCUUUUGAGCUAACCGACGAGCAAAAGGCCCUGCAGGAGUUGGCCCGCAAGUUCACCAAGGAAGAGAUCAUCCCAGUGGCGGCGCAGUACGACAAGAGCGGCGAGUACCCAUGGCCCAUCGUCAAGAAGGCCUGGGAGGUCGGCCUCAUGAACGGACACAUCCCCGAACAUUGCGGCGGCCUAGGACUAGGGGUGUUUGAGAAUUGCCUAGUCGCCGAGGAAAUGGCGUUCGGCUGCUCCGGGAUCAUGGCAGCCAUUUACAUCACCGAAGUCGGACAAACACCCGUGAUCAUUGCUGGUAACAAGGAACAGCAAAAGAAGUACCUGGGCAGGCUGAUCGACGAACCGCUUGUUGCUGCUUACGGUGUGACCGAGCCCGGCGCAGGUUCGGACGUGGCCGGCAUCAAGACCCGGGCCGAGAAGAAGGGCGACGAAUGGAUCCUCAAUGGACAGAAGAUGUGGAUCACCAAUGGUGGUGUCGCCAACUGGUACUUCGUGCUGGCAAGAACUAACCCGGAUCCGAAGUGCCCGGCCAGCAAGGCAUUCACCGGCUUCAUUGUCGAGAGGGACUGGCCCGGAGUUACCCCCGGACGCAAGGAACAAAACAUGGGCCAGCGUGCGUCGGACACGCGCGGCAUCACGUUCGAGGACGUGCGCAUCCCCAAGGAGAACGUGCUCAUCGGCGAGGGCGCCGGCUUCAAGAUCGCCAUGGGCGCCUUUGACAAGACCCGCCCGCCGGUAGCCUCCGGUGCCACCGGGCUGGCCAACCGCGCGCUCCACGAGGCCACGAAGUACGCCCUGGAGCGGAAGACGUUCGGCGUGCCCAUCGCCAAGCACCAGGCCGUGGCGUUCAUGCUCGCCGACAUGGCCAUGGGCGUGGAGACCUCCCGCCUGGCGUGGCAGCGGGCGGCGUGGCUCGUCGACCAUGGUUUUAGGAACACGGUGAUCGCGUCAGUCGCGAAGUGCCACGCAUCCGAAGUGGCCAACAAAAACGCCACCGACGCCGUCCAGAUCUUCGGCGGCAACGGCUUCAACACCGAGUACCCCGUCGAGAAGCUCAUGCGUGACGCCAAGAUCUACCAGAUUUACGAGGGAACCUCCCAGAUCCAAAGGCUCAUCAUUUCCAGAGAGGUCCUGACCUCGGCCAAGGAACAGGCCUGAAUAUUGCAUUGAAGAGAUAAACACCCUUAAUCUUAUUACUAGAGUCAAGGUAAAUUUUCCCUUUAGUUAGCUACUAUGGAUUUAGAGGGACGUAAAUUGUGUACCUUUAUCAUGUAUCUUUAUUUCAACGGAUUGUAUUUAUAAUGAGCGCUGAAUAUAAUUGUGUAACGGUUUCUUGUAAAAGUAUUUUUUAUAUAAAUUGUUAUUUACUGAA
Molecule: messenger RNA, 1634 nt
Organism: Cydia fagiglandana
Lineage: Eukaryota; Metazoa; Arthropoda; Insecta; Lepidoptera; Tortricidae
Gene: Mcad
Product: medium-chain specific acyl-CoA dehydrogenase, mitochondrial
Exons: 10
Coding region: 152-1420 (422 amino acids)
Biological process (GO): medium-chain fatty acid catabolic process
Cellular component (GO): cytoplasm; mitochondrion
Molecular function (GO): medium-chain fatty acyl-CoA dehydrogenase activity; flavin adenine dinucleotide binding
Source: RefSeq, a predicted model, not a curated record